AUGCGUCUCUCCAAGGCUUCCAUUCUUGCCCAGGCUCUGCUGCUAGCAGCGGUCGCAGCGCAAAGUCUCGACGCCUCCAGCCUCGUCAACGAGAUCACCACCACCGCAGCCGCAGCCGCGACUACCACCGCGGCCUCACCUUCCCCGGCAGAGACCACUCAGUCCCCCGUCACAACUUCCGCUGCUCCCUCAACCACAUCCACCACCUCGGAGGCUGCCCCGACCACCACCAGUACACAAAGCACCUCCUCCAGCACAACCACCUCCGUGGCAGAAGUCCCCUCCACCACAAACACUCCGGCUCCCUCCACCACGGCUGGCGCUGCUGAAACGUCUGCCCGCUCCACCACUUCGCAGCCAUCCGACGAGACCACCACUUCGGUGACUCCGUCUGUCAGCUCCACCAUCGUCAUCAAGACCAUCACCGCCCAGAUUACGGAAGAUGGAACAACCAAGCCGACCGUCAUGCUCUCGACCUCCACCUCUGCCGUGACCAGCUAUCCCUCUCUGAACGGCGACAAGGGCUCCUCCAACAGCGGUCUUUCCUCCUCGGAUAAGAAGAUCAUCAUCGGUGUCGUGGUAGGUGUCGGCGGUGCCAUCCUUCUUGGUGUCUUGGGCGUGGUCUUCUGGCGCAUCCAGAAGAAGCGGAGCGACGCUUUCAACGAUGAAGACGAUGAUCUCAUGGGGGGUACCGCUGUCGGCAGUGGCCCACGCGAGAAGGCACCGGGUCCGACCCAGAGUGGGACUCCGUUCAAGAACACACUGGAUCAAUAUCACAACCCAGGUCCCGUGAACGCCGCGUCCAACUUUUAA
Molecule: messenger RNA, 813 nt
Organism: Penicillium oxalicum
Lineage: Eukaryota; Fungi; Ascomycota; Eurotiomycetes; Eurotiales; Aspergillaceae
Gene: midA
Product: putative cell wall protein
Exons: 1
Coding region: 1-813 (270 amino acids)
Source: RefSeq, a predicted model, not a curated record